UUGUAUCGGUUACCGUCAAAGAAAUAUGGCCACGGUUUUCGAAAGUUCGUUCUUAUCGAACAGAUUACAUCGUAUCGAAGAACAAUAUGAAGAAUCGGCAAAUACUUUCGACAUUUGCGAUUGUACCAGUUAUAGUUAUCUUGCCUUGAGCGUCAUUCUAUUUACUAUUGGUGCAGCUAUCACUAUUUUCUCCUUGAAUGAUAUCGCAGAGGGAUACAUAUAUUUGAAACUUGGUCACAUGUGGUUUAUCGGUCCAAUAUUCAUCUGUUCUGGAUUAAUGGUCGCUGUCAAGUGUAUGCUUUAUCUUCGAAGAAAAUCGGUUAUACAACUAAUUUUUCAUCGACGACAAUUGUUUAGAGAAUUAGCAGGUACUCGUAAUAUGCAGCACAUUGGUACAAUAUCUUCAAAUCCACCUUCGUAUGAAGUGAUUGCCCAUGAAACAUCCAACGAAUUACCUCCGCCUUCUUACGAAGAAGCAAUAGCUCUUGUACAUAAGACUAUAGAAAAUAACGCCAAAACAAAUUGUGGAUCUGUCUCCUGUAAUGGUAUUGCUACUGCCCAAAAUAUCAGGCACAAACCUUGAAAUGGAUACUUUCUUCGAUCAAUAGAUCGAUGGCUACAAACAAUCACAACUUGUCCUUCUGCCUUAAGAAGGACUCAUUUAUAUCCUCUUAUUUCUAUUUACAUUGAAUAAGUUUCUUUUUUACCAUAAACACAAAACUAACGCAUAAAGGAGGAUUUUCUCCAUCGCGUGGCGCAUUGAAAAACAAAUAAGGGUAAAUCGUUAUAAAAUCAGCACAUUCGUACUUAGUUAAAAUGUCGAUUGGAUGACCGAUAUACUCGAAAUCAUUUAAUUACGAAAACGUGUAAAAUAAAACUUACGAUAAUUUCAUUUCGAGUAUUUAAUGCCGGUUAAUUCGUAAUUAAGGCUUAGAUAUUUUCGUAAGAACGAUGGAUUGUACAUAUAAAUAUUUUUAUAUAAUGUGUUAUUUAACUGAAUCAUAUUUAACCAAUCAAAAUGAACGAAUAGUUUGAAUCGUGCUACGAUAUUUACUAUCGAUAGUUGACGUUAAUAGUAUUUGAUAGUUGAUACUGAUGAUUAAAUGUAAUUAACGUUAAAACCUUUCAUAAUUAUAUGAUAAGAAUGCAGCACUGCAUUUCUAAAGUUUUUAUCCUA
Molecule: messenger RNA, 1177 nt
Organism: Megachile rotundata (alfalfa leafcutting bee)
Lineage: Eukaryota; Metazoa; Arthropoda; Insecta; Hymenoptera; Megachilidae
Source: RefSeq, a predicted model, not a curated record